ACUCCAUGUAUUUGAUCAACAAGCAGCAACUGCCUUCCUGGCAAGACAAUUCAACUUGCUUGCACCAGGUGGUCUGUGUUUCGGCACAACGUGUGGUGCACAGAUAGCUAGAGCUUGGCCUGUACGAGGUCAUGAACGGUGGUUAUUCGAUAAAUCUGCAUUACGCGCCUUAUUAGAAUCGUGUGGGUUUGGUGAGGUCGUGGUGGAGGAGACGGUCUUGUCGGCGCGUAUGCGGGAGAUGAUGGAUGCGAAGCGGAGUCAAGUGGAUAAAGAUCCAAUGGAGAAGGAUAUGCUUGUUUUGAGCUUUAGUGGUGUCAAGAUCUUGCCAGAGUGGGCGAGCUGUUGAGUCUGGGGUGUAGUGUGUGGUAGGAUGAACCUCGACGACGCACCCACCCAGCGACCACUUUGACUAGAAUCGCUAUAGCUUACAAUUCUUUUGACGGCACCCAGUCAUGUCUGCUCCCGUAGAGGACGAAAGGCCCACAGACGAAGCUAUCCUGUCAUUCGCUCAACAAGUACAACAAGAAGCUAUAGAUCAACUCCCUCUCCUCUCACAAAACCAACCCAUCUCUGUCCUUGCAGCAGAGUACGCACACGGCAACCCUGCAUUCUUGCAAAAAAUCGCUGCAUUAGGACAACACGCUAGGUACUACAAGACGCGUGGUGAUGGGAAUUGUUUUUAUCGAGCAUGGCUCUUUAGUCUCUUCUCCCAAGUCCGCACAUCCGGAGACGAUGCAGUCGCACAACUAGACAAGAACCUGAAAGCAUGUGCACACUUGCUCGAUGCAGCAGGAUUCGUGAGUAUCGUGUAUGAAGAUUUUCUAGAAACAACCAUUGAAUUGCUGCAUGCAACGGACUUGCAUGCCUCCAUCAAUGAUCCCGAAAUUUCCAAUGCGGCAGUUGUCUAUAUACGCUUCGUCACUUCAGCGUACAUCAAGCAGCAUGCAGAGUCUUAUAUGCCCUAUUUGGAUGAAGGAGAAGUCUUGCCACGUUGGUGUGAGCGAUGGGUUGAAGCCAUGGAUGCAGAAGCAGAUCACCUGCAAAUCAACGGUCUUGUGAAUGCAUUACACGUUGGUGUGGAUAUCGUGUAUCUUGAUAGGUCUGCAGGGGAUGAAGCGACUGUCCAUCAAGUACGGCCUGAUGAGGGGGACGCAGUACAUGUUGUCAAGCUUCUAUAUCGACCAGGACACUACGAUGUUUUGACUCUGCCAUUGUGCUGCACCGUCAACAUGUAUCUCUCUCGCAAGAACCUAGACAAUCUCAAACUGUACAAGUACAGUGCGAUUGACAAUAGUCCAGUCUCCAAGUACAUUCUCAAGCCCUUCUGGAACAAAUUUCUACUGCUCUUCCCCAUGUGGCUUGCGCCAAACAUGAUUACUUUGCUUGGUCUCUUGUUUGUUGUUGCCAAUGUCUUACAGCUGCUGUACUAUGAUCCUGGCCUCGAGCAUGGCGUCCCACCCUGGGUGUCCCUCGGAUGGGCAGUCUCGCUCUUCUUGUACCAGGCAUUCGAUGCAGUCGAUGGCAUGCAGGCACGUCGAACAGGCCAAUCAUCUCCACUCGGCGAAAUGUUUGAUCAUGGUUGCGACGCACUCAACACAACCCUCGAAGUAUUGUUGACGGCAUCCACCAUCAACUUGCAUCAAUCCUGGUGGGCCAUUGCCUCGCAGUUUGCAACAACCUGCAAUUUUUACCUCACAACGUGGGAAGAGUACCACACUGGUACGCUCUAUCUCAGUGCCUUUUCAGGACCUGUCGAGGGCAUCUUGUUGGUUGUUGGCCUGCACACCAUCACUGCACUCUAUGGACCCACAUUUUGGGAUCAACGCGUCGUUGAUAAGCUUGGCGUUGCGAGCUUCUCGCUUGUCAAGCACUUGCCUAGCUUCCUUCGAGAUGCAGAACUCAAGCACGUCUUUCUCUACUUUGGCGGCAUCGCUCUCAUUGCCAACAUUUUCGGCUCCUCCGUCAAUGUCAUUGCUGCUCGACGAAAGAACAACCUGCCCCUCGCACCAGCCCUCUCCGGUCUCAUCCCAUUCUUCCUCAGCUCAGGCAUCACAAUGCUCUUUGCCUGGUUGAAUCCGACUGUCGUCACUGAGCAGUGUGUGCCAUUCCUGUUCUUCCUCGGUAUCCUCUUUGCCUACUCGGUAGGCCUCAUGAUCACGGCGCACAUUACGCAUGCACCGUUCCCGUACUUCACGCCUUACUUCCUCCUAUUCCCCAUGCUCGCAGGGAUCGCCUUCAACCACAAAAUUGGUGCCAUGGAAGCGAGAGAUAUCGUCUGGCUGAGUUUAGGCUUGUCUCUCGGCAUCCACGGCAGCUUUGUGGUCGAUGUCAUCAAGGAGAUUACGCAACAUCUAGACAUCUGGUGCUUGGCCAUCAAGCACCCUCAAGCUAAAAAGACCUCAUAG
Protomyces lactucae-debilis is the source of this 2405-nucleotide messenger RNA. RefSeq names its product peptidase C65 Otubain-domain-containing protein. Bases 453 to 2405 code for a protein of 650 amino acids. Gene Ontology annotation, biological process: phospholipid biosynthetic process. Gene Ontology annotation, cellular component: membrane. Lineage: Eukaryota; Fungi; Ascomycota; Taphrinomycetes; Taphrinales; Protomycetaceae. The record is from RefSeq and is a predicted model, not a curated record. Gene Ontology annotation, molecular function: phosphotransferase activity, for other substituted phosphate groups. The transcript has 3 exons.